UCCCGGAGCCCAGCGUGCAGAGCGGGCGCUGUGUGCUUUGUUCCCGGCGCGUUGUUGCCCUGCGCGCCCCGAGAGGCCGGAGUCCUGGUGUCGCGCACGCCGGGGACGCGCGGGGGCUGAGCACCCGGUGCGAUCGCUGCAGCCGGAGCUCUGGAGCUCGUGCGCCCUGCGUAGCUUCGGGGGGGGGGGGGUCCGAGGCAGCUGCGGCUCUCGUGCGGUCCCUGCGAGGUGGGCGCAGCGGCGGCCGAGGCGGUGCGAUGCGGGGCCCGCCCGGGAGCCCGGGAAGGGAAAGCGGAAGCCGCGCGCCCUGUCGGUGACUGCGAGCACUCAGCCCCUAGUCCCUGCUGCAUCCGCGCCUGCUUUUGGCUGCCGGUCCCGCUGCACCCGGCGCGCCGUGACCAUGGCCAUCGCCCACCUGGCCACGGAGUACGUGUUCUCAGACUUCUUGCUGAAGGAGCCCACGGAACCCAAGUUCAAGGGGCUGCGGCUGGAGCUGGCGGUGGACAAGAUGGUCACGUGCAUUGCUGUGGGUCUGCCUCUGCUGCUCAUCUCGCUGGCCUUCGCCCAGGAGAUCUCCAUCGGUACCCAGAUAAGCUGCUUCUCCCCAAGUUCGUUCUCCUGGCGCCAGGCUGCCUUCGUGGAUUCAUACUGCUGGGCAGCGGUGCAGCAGAAGAGCUCCCUGCAGAGCGCGUCUGGAAACCUCCCACUGUGGCUGCACAAGUUCUUCCCCUACAUCCUACUGUUGUUUGCCAUCCUCCUGUACCUGCCCCCACUGUUCUGGCGCUUCGCAGCAGCCCCACAUCUCUGCUCAGACUUGAAGUUUAUCAUGGAAGAACUUGACAAAGUCUACAACCGCGCCAUCAAGGCUGCCAAGAGCGCUCGGGAUUUGGACCUGAGAGAUGGACCUGGACCCCCAGGAGUGAAUGAGAAUGUGGGGCAAAGUCUGUGGGAGAUAUCUGAAAGCCACUUCAAGUACCCAAUCGUGGAGCAGUACUUGAAGACAAAGAAGAACUCUAGUCAUUUAAUCAUGAAAUACGUUAGCUGCCGGCUGGUGACGUUCGUGGUUAUACUAUUAGCAUGUGUGUACUUGAGCUAUUACUUCAGCCUCUCCUCACUCUCAGACGAGUUUCUGUGCAAUAUCAAGUCGGGCGUCCUGAGAAAUGACAGCACCAUUCCCGAUCACUUCCAGUGCAAGCUCAUUGCCGUCGGCAUCUUCCAGCUGCUCAGCUUGAUUAACCUCCUUGUGUAUGCUCUGCUGGCUCCUGUGGUCAUCUACACGCUCUUCGUCCCGUUCCGGCAGAAGACAGAUGUUCUCAAAGUCUACGAAAUCCUACCUACCUUUGAUGUUCUACAUUUCAAGUCUGAAGGCUACAAUGACUUGAGCCUCUACAACCUUUUUCUGGAGGAGAACAUAAGCGAGCUCAAAUCAUACAAGUGUCUAAAGGUGCUGGAGAACAUUAAGAGCAAUGGGCAGGGCAUCGACCCCAUGCUGCUCCUGACUAACCUGGGCAUGAUUAAGAUGGACAUCAUGGAUGGAAAAGUUCCCAUGUCCUUAGAGACCAAGGGAGAGGACCAGGGGAGGCAGACAGUAGACUUCAAAGAUUUGGACCUGAGCAGUGAAACAACGGCAAACAGCGGGGAGAAGAACUCUCGCCAGAGACUUCUGAAUUCAUCUUGCUAAUGGUUUCGCUCUGGAGUUUCAAGCCUGUGGCUUCUGUGGCUGACGCACCCCUAUUGGAUCUGUAGGUGGCUUGCAGUAGAUGUUUCUGGUUUCCAUGUGGUGUGUGUCCUCUCAGUCUCUGAGAGAGACUGUGUCAGAGACUGGCCAACGGUGUCAUGAAAGGAUGGAUUAGGAACGCCCCACAAGACAAAGUAGGGAAAUGAGUAAGUGGGCGUAGUCCAAGUCCUCCCUGAAGGGCUGUUCUAGAGCCUCAGAGACACCAUUCUGGACUGAGCUUCUAGAGAGCAAGCACGUUGGGGAUACUUUGUUUGGUGAGAUAAUAAUAAACAUGCCAGGAUAUAAUUUAGUAAUA
Messenger RNA from Psammomys obesus (fat sand rat), 2033 nucleotides. RefSeq names its product pannexin 1 (gene Panx1). Gene Ontology annotation, molecular function: channel activity. NCBI's taxonomy places the organism in Eukaryota, Metazoa, Chordata, Mammalia, Rodentia, Muridae. Gene Ontology annotation, biological process: positive regulation of interleukin-1 production; monoatomic cation transport. The transcript is spliced from 5 exons. The record is from RefSeq and is a predicted model, not a curated record. The coding region runs from base 401 to 1681 and encodes 426 amino acids.